Messenger RNA from Condylura cristata (star-nosed mole), 1524 nucleotides. RefSeq names its product B9 protein domain 1 (gene B9D1). The record is from RefSeq and is a predicted model, not a curated record. Lineage: Eukaryota; Metazoa; Chordata; Mammalia; Eulipotyphla; Talpidae. Gene Ontology annotation, biological process: cilium assembly. Gene Ontology annotation, cellular component: MKS complex. The transcript has 7 exons. The coding region runs from base 222 to 833 and encodes 203 amino acids.
ACCAGGCUGGGCUGGGUGGGGCCGCAGAGCUGGUCUCCUCGGUUCCGCCCCUCUCGUCACUGCACUUGCGCAGCGCUGCCCUCCGGCACCCGCCUUCGCGAAGAGCCCGCGUCCGUGAAAUAUGGCCCACGCGCCGCGCCGUCUGUUUCCAGGGCAACCGCAGCGCCUCCGCUCCACGGCGCGCGCAGUCUGGGUGGGCUGCCUGCCUCCCCCCCUCUGCCAUGGCUGCCGCGAGUCCCAGCGUCUUCCUGCUCAUGGUCAACGGACAGGUAGAGAGCGCGCAGUUUCCUGAGUAUGAUGAUCUCUACUGCAAGUACUGCUUUGUGUACGGCCAGGACUGGGCCCCCACGGCGGGCCUGGAGGAAGGCAUCUCCCAGAUCACAUCCAAGAGCCAGGACGUGCGGCAGAUGCUGGUGUGGAACUUCCCCAUUGACGUCACCUUCAAAAGCACUAACCCCUAUGGCUGGCCCCAGAUCGUGCUCAGCGUUUAUGGACCAGAUGUGUUCGGGAAUGAUGUGGUCCGAGGAUAUGGGGCAGUACACGUGCCUUUCUCACCUGGCCGGCACAAGAGGACCAUCCCCAUGUUUGUCCCAGAAUCUACAUCCAGACUACAACAGUUUACAAGCUGGUUCAUGGGACGGCGACCUGAGUACACAGACCCCAAGGUGGUAGCUCAGGGUGAAGGCCGGGAAGUGACCCGAGUACGCUCCCAGGGCUUUGUCACUCUCCUCUUCAACGUGGUGACCAAGGACAUGAGGAAGCUGGGCUACGACACUGGGCCUCCGGACACACAGAGCAUCCUGGGGCCCAGUCCACCCCAGGGCCUCCCCUGAAGGCGCCAGUCCCCCACCAGCAAGUCUUGCUGGGCAGUCGAGCAGACCAAGCAGCUCUCAGAUAACGCCUGGGCUGUCCUGGGGGGUCGGCCACCAGCUGCCUGGACUGCAGCUUGGGGGCGGGGACAGGAGUGGGGAGAUGCUUUUAUAUAAUAAAAUGGUGACUUUUCAUAGUGCCCGGGCCUCAGGCUGCCCCUCUCCCCUCACUGGACCAGCACCUCCCCUCCAUCUGCUGACCUAUGGGCUCACUCCAACCCUGCAGGGCAAUUGCCCGGGACAGAAGCCGCCAGUCAGCGGGCCAGAAUGGCCAGUUAGGGUGAGCUCCUGUGCUUAACUGGCUCUGCCACUCACACUCACAGCUGUGACUCUCUACACCUCUGCACGCCUCUAAGUUGGGAUAUCCACCUGGGAGGCUUUGCGAGUGCAACAGUCACUUGUGAGCCAUGUUCCAUGAGCGCCAUCUCAGCCAGUAGGAGCUGCAGGGAGAGGCCCCAGCCUACCCUGGGCCUGAUCCCAGAGGGAGGCUGGGCCCAGAGGUGGGAAACUGCAGCAAUCAGCUAUCCAGCAUGCCUCAGCAGGAGAGGAAGAUGAACUAGGGCCCCUAGCACAGUCCUCAGGAUUCCACUGCAGUGGUCUCCCUCCCCAUGCCACUUCCCUGCACACCUGCAGCGUGAGCCUGAGCCCCCUCCUC